This is a messenger RNA of Sesamum indicum (sesame), 1111 nucleotides long. RefSeq names its product heat stress transcription factor C-1b. NCBI's taxonomy places the organism in Eukaryota, Viridiplantae, Streptophyta, Magnoliopsida, Lamiales, Pedaliaceae. Gene Ontology annotation, cellular component: nucleus. Gene Ontology annotation, molecular function: RNA polymerase II cis-regulatory region sequence-specific DNA binding; DNA-binding transcription factor activity. The record is from RefSeq and is a predicted model, not a curated record. Gene Ontology annotation, biological process: regulation of transcription by RNA polymerase II; cellular response to heat.
AUCACAAUCACCAUUGAAUGCAAAAUUUUCUUCUUCUCUCAUCUCUCUUUCUCUCUGUUGGUUGGCCUUAUUCUUCAACAAAGCGGUUUGAGGAUUUGGGGGGUUGGAGAAAUCAUAUAUGGAGAUUAACGCUAGCAACAGCAAUAUGGUAGCACCGUUCGUGAUGAAAACCUAUCAAAUGGUGAAUGAUCCGACGACGAAUGGGCUCAUCAUGUGGGGGAAGGCCAACAACAGUUUUAUUGUAGUGGAGCCGUUGGAUUUUUCGGAGAGGAUUUUGCCGGCCUACUUUAAGCACCAUAAUUUCUCCAGCUUUGUUCGUCAGCUCAAUACUUAUGGUUUCCGAAAGGUGGAUCCGGACAAGUGGGAGUUCGCCAACGAAUGGUUUCUACGGGGGCAAACACAGUUACUGAGCAACAUCGUGAGGAGGAAGCACGCCGGCAAAGCCUACACCGCUCAUCUCAAACACGAAGACGAUGAAGACGAGGAGCAGCUGAUAAUGGAGAUAGCAAAGUUAAAGCAAGAACAGAAGAGCUUAGAGCAAGAACUGGAGAGCAUGAACCGGAGGCUAGAGGCCACGGAGAGAAGACCCCAACAAAUGAUGACUUUCUUAUGCAAAGUUGUCGAAGACCCUGAAAUUCUGCCCCGAAUGAUGCUCGAGAAGGUUAAGAUGAGACGGCUAACUUCAAGCAGCGGUGAAAAGAAGAGAAAGAUUAUGAUAUCUACUGCCUCGUUGAAUUCUUUGUCAAGUUCAUCAAUCAAGAGUGAAGAGGAUCAAGAGCCCAUUUCGUCGUCGGAUGGAAACUUGGACGUUGAUAGUUAUUGCCAGUCUUCGCCAUCGGUGGAGAUAACAUCCCCGGAGUGGUUGUUGUAUCAGAGACAAAGUUCAACUGUGGCGCCUAUGCUCAGGCAAGAACAGUAUCGGAAUAGUUACCCCCAUCAUUCUAGUUCAUCACCGUUGCUAAGCUCCUCCGGCGAAUAUGGAGGUUUUGUGGCGUUUCCACCGCCGGUGAAUAGCAUCUCCGGGUAUUACAAUAACAUCAACGGUAGAGUUGAUACCAUUGUCCCCCCCCCCCCGCCGUAUCCAUUCUCACUAUUGGGGGGUGGUUUUUAG